Rotaria sp. Silwood1 is the source of this 1020-nucleotide messenger RNA. NCBI's taxonomy places the organism in Eukaryota, Metazoa, Rotifera, Eurotatoria, Philodinida, Philodinidae. The record is from the annotation of a GenBank genome assembly.
AUGGAUGCUUCAUCUGUAGCAUUGGGUUUAGCAUAUGCUAUAAACUUAUUGGAUCUCUUUCAAGGAGGAAUACGUCAGUCGGCUGAAACUGAAAACCAUAUGAUUAGUGCAGAGAGAAUCGAUGAAUACUUUCAUAUUCCACCAGAGCCUGGUUUUUACAAAGAAGAGUUAGAACCACCAUCUAAUUGGCCUAUCGAAGGAAGAAUUGAAUUCGAUCAUUAUAAACUAAGCUAUCGUUCAGAACUCGAAUCUUUAUUAAAAGGUAUCAAUUUAAAAAUUGAACCACACAAUAAAAUCGGUAUCAUUGGACGUACAGGUGCUAGUAAAUCGUCUAUUUUUCAAGCACUCUUCCGAUUUACUGAUAAAUCAACAACAUAUGGCAACAUAUUAAUUGAUGAAGUUGAUAUUAGUAGAAUUAGUUUAAAUGAUUUACGAUCAAAUUUAAAUAUCAUUCCGCAAUCUCCUGUAUUAUUUAGUAAUACAUUAAGAUAUAAUUUAGAUUCAUUCAAUCAUUAUACUGAUGAGCAAUUAUGGAACGCCUUAGAAGCUGUUCAAUUAAAAACAAAGAUUCAAAAUUUAAAAGAUAAACUAAACACACAAAUGUCAGAAUAUGGAAGUCAUUUUAGCGUUGCCGAAUGUCAACUAAUAUGUGUAGCAAGAGCAAUUUUAAAACCAAGUAAAAUUUUACUAAUCGAUGAAGCAACAGCACAUGUUGAUACAAAAACUGAUGAAUUAAUUCAACAAAUUUUACGCAAAAAAAUGACGAAUCAUACUGAAUUAACUAUUGCACAUCGUGUGAAUACAGGAAUUGAUAGUGAUAAAAUUGUUAUUAUGAAUGAUGGUAUCGUUGCAAAAUAUGGCACACCAAGAGAAUUACUUACUGAGAAAAAUGAACUACUUACUAACAUGAACGGUGACGAUGAACCAGUUAUCUACUUAGGGUUAGCCAAAAGUAAUGUCGAAGAUACCUUAUUCUCUUUUAAGACGAUCAAAAAAAAUUCUUUUUUUACAGAACGAUAG